Molecule: messenger RNA, 1287 nt
Organism: Monomorium pharaonis (pharaoh ant)
Lineage: Eukaryota; Metazoa; Arthropoda; Insecta; Hymenoptera; Formicidae
Exons: 2
Coding region: 32-1252 (406 amino acids)
Biological process (GO): sensory perception of taste
Cellular component (GO): membrane; axon; neuronal cell body
Source: RefSeq, a predicted model, not a curated record
AUCGUAAAAAUUUCCAAAAAUUAAAAGCGAGAUGAAAAAAGGAUGGAUCUUUCACGCUACAGACUUUCAAACUUUGAUGUAUCCUUGUUUUAUGAUAUGCCGCAUUCUUGGAAUAUUUCCAUAUAAAAUUAAUAAUUCAAUCUUCGUGAUUUCAAAACUGUACUACAUUUUAUCAACAGUACUUAUCAGCGUUUUAUGCAUGCUCGAACUGGAAAAUUUCUAUCAUUUAAAUGUUUUUACAAAGGCCGAGUUUGAGGUCAUUACCUUGUCUUUGGAGAAUAACUGCUACAUUAUAUUGAUUAUUUCUAUAAUAAUCAUCACGUUCGUCUUAAGCAGUUCCCGAAUGCGUUUACUCCAGACUAUAAUGGAUAUCUCUGUGAAAAUAUCUCCGCAAUCGUACCAGGAACUAUCCAAAUUAAUUCAUGCCAAAGACAUCUUUGGAUUCUUGUUUGUUACUAUUAUAAUUUUUAUAUACAUCCACAAAUAUGGAUUUGAAACAUUGCAACUAAUAUUUGGAAUAUACUCGGUUCUAUUAGUCUUUCAGAUAAAUAUGUUGUACAUAAACUGCGUUUGUAUAUUAAAAACUUGUUUUAAGGAAAUUGAAAACAGUCUUCUAUAUAUUAAAAAACUCGUAGUAAACGAUAAACUAUAUGCUCCUAAAACAAUUUACUACAAACAGAAAAAUCCAUUCCUGAUAAUAAAGCUUAAAACUAUGAAAGAGCAACAUCUGAUGAUUAGCAACACAGUAAAAAAGCUAAACGUGAUCUUCAGUCCACAACUUCUUCUUACAAUAACAAUAACUUUUGGUGCAACUAUUUUUGGACUGUAUUUCCAUUUAGUGCAAUGGCAUAAUGGGUUUGUCAUUAAUAAAGACGGUUAUUUCAUAUAUUUAACAUUCAUAGUGCAUCAUGUUACAAAAAUGGCGUUACUUAUGUGGGCUUGCGAAACUGGCAAGAAUCAAGCUCGAAAUAUCGGUACUACAAUUCAUGACGUACUUAACAAUACCAAAAAUAAACAAAUAAAAAAUGAGUUGCAGUUGUUUUCCUUGCAAAUACUGCAUCUCGAUAAUACAUUUUCCGCUAAAGGUUUUAAUGUGGACGCAGCGUUUUUCGCUAGAGUGAGUAAUUUCCUUGCUUUAAUUAAUAAAAUGUUUCUUGUAAAUUUUUUUAUCUUGCUUUCAGAUGAUAGGUACCAUAACAACAUAUAUGUUCAUUUUACUACAAUUUUUCAUCAUAUCACAUUCUUGCGAUGAAAAGUCGAAAAUCAAUAUUACACAAAUGAAGUAAU